CUGAAGGCAGAUCCAGAAGAACUGUUUACCAAACUGGAGAAAAUUGGUAAGGGCUCUUUUGGGGAAGUUUUUAAAGGAAUUGACAAUCGGACUCAGAAAGUUGUUGCUAUAAAAAUUAUUGACCUAGAAGAAGCAGAAGAUGAAAUAGAAGACAUCCAACAAGAAAUCACAGUGCUGAGUCAGUGUGACAGUCCAUAUGUAACUAAAUAUUAUGGAUCCUAUUUAAAGGAUACAAAAUUAUGGAUAAUAAUGGAAUAUCUGGGUGGAGGCUCUGCCCUUGAUCUAUUAGAACCUGGCUCACUUGAUGAAACCCAGAUUGCUACAAUAUUGAGGGAGAUACUCAAAGGACUUGAUUACUUGCAUUCAGAAAAGAAAAUCCACAGAGAUAUUAAAGCUGCUAAUGUAUUGCUAUCUGAACAAGGAGAAGUAAAGCUAGCAGAUUUUGGAGUAGCAGGACAGCUAACAGAUACACAGAUAAAGAGGAAUACCUUUGUGGGAACACCAUUUUGGAUGGCACCUGAAGUAAUAAAGCAGUCAGCAUAUGAUUCAAAGGCAGAUAUCUGGUCAUUAGGCAUAACAGCCAUAGAACUGGCAAAAGGAGAGCCACCUCAUUCAGAGCUACAUCCAAUGAAGGUUUUGUUCCUCAUUCCUAAGAACAAUCCACCAACACUGGAAGGAAACUUCAGUAAAUCCCUCAAAGAAUUCGUUGAAGCCUGCUUAAACAAGGACCCAAGCUUUAGACCUACUGCAAAGGAGCUCUUAAAACACAAAUUCAUUUUACGAAACUCAAAGAAAACUUCUUACCUGACUGACCUCAUUGACAGGCAUAAGAGGUGGAAGUCUGAACAAAGUCAUGACGACUCCAGUUCUGAUGACUCAGACACUGAAGCAGAUGGUCAGGCUUCAGGUGGGAGUGAUUCAGGAGAGUGGAUCUUUACAAUAAGAGAAAAAGACCCCAAGAAUCUAGAGAAUGGAGCAGCCCAGCCUUUGGAGUUGCAAAGAAAUAAGGAAAAGGAUAUCCCAAAGAGGCCUCUAUCCCAAUGCCUGUCUACAGUUAUAUCCCCUUUAUUUGCAGAGUUGAAAGAGAAGAGUGAAGUGUGUGGUGGUAACACAGAUUCCAUUGAAGAACUGAGAAAGGCAAUUUAUUUAGCUGAAGAGGCUUGUCCAGGCAUUGCAGAUAACAUGGUGUCACACCUUGUGCAGAGGCUUCAGAGAUACUCACUAGCUGGCGGAAGUUCUUCAUCCUACUGACGUACUCUUCCUGACUUUUCUAAGACAACAGCGAUCCCACGGUGUCUGCGUUGAAGGCACACACCCUAAUGUUGUUCUGCCCCUCAGUCUCUGGGAUGUCCUUCAGUGGAAGGACAUUCCUACAUGUGCAAGAGUGAAAAUGCAGUCUCUAGGAUGGAGGCAGUCUUUUUCUGCUCCUUAAAGCUAUAAUUUUUUUAAACGAUAAUGCACAUAUUCCAGGGAGGUGUCCUUUUGUAGAAUCUGAAAUGUAUAUUUAGGUUUGUGAUAGAGAAAUUGAAGAUAUUGAGAAACCUCAGGUAUCUUGCUUUAAGAAUUCCACUGGGAGAUGGAGCAUGGUUGUUGGAAUUGUGUACAGAUAUGUAUAUAAUGUCUUUUUUAACAGAAAGCCUUUCAACGUGCAUAAGGAAUCACUGUGUACAAAAUGGUAAAGUGCUUUUGUAGAUAAUGUUAGUGGGGUAAAUAUUUGACAGGCCAUUACUGAGUAUUGCCUUGCCUUUAUUACAUGUAAAGUUUGAAUUAUGUGAUAAGUGAAUCUUUGUUUGAUUUUUGUAUGUGAAGUAUUUGCCAUUGGAAGAGUUAAUCCUGUACUAUGGAACCUUCUGUUCUUACCUCAGCACAGACACAGUUUUGUUCUGUUUCUCCAGCAUUUCUUCCUUUUUUAUCUAUAUACUAAGCAUGACUUUUAAUUAAGGUACUAAUUCUGGUUGUUUUUAAUUUGAUACACCUUCUCUCUCAAAGCUUUAAAUUACUGUUUUUCCUAAAGUAUGAGCUCUUUCAUAUCUUCAGUUUUAAAAUGUGCCAAUGCAAAUUCUGAACCCUAUCAUUCAAUUUUAGUACCAGGUAUUCGUGAAGCUUAUAGCAAAAUUUAGAUGCAAACUUUUUUUAACCUAAACAUGUUCGAAUGCUCACACAAAUGAAU
Messenger RNA from Acanthisitta chloris (rifleman), 2170 nucleotides. RefSeq names its product serine/threonine kinase 24 (gene STK24). The record is from RefSeq and is a predicted model, not a curated record. Bases 250 to 1251 code for a protein of 333 amino acids. Gene Ontology annotation, molecular function: protein kinase activity; ATP binding. NCBI's taxonomy places the organism in Eukaryota, Metazoa, Chordata, Aves, Passeriformes, Acanthisittidae. Gene Ontology annotation, biological process: protein phosphorylation. The transcript is spliced from 10 exons.